Messenger RNA from Trametes versicolor FP-101664 SS1, 807 nucleotides. Its product is annotated as Pkinase-domain-containing protein. Gene Ontology annotation, biological process: intracellular signal transduction; regulation of MAPK cascade; protein phosphorylation. Gene Ontology annotation, molecular function: ATP binding; protein serine/threonine kinase activity. Gene Ontology annotation, cellular component: cytoplasm. The annotation marks the transcript as partial. The record is from RefSeq and is a predicted model, not a curated record. The transcript is spliced from 5 exons. Lineage: Eukaryota; Fungi; Basidiomycota; Agaricomycetes; Polyporales; Polyporaceae.
GUCGGGCAGGGUGCGUCCGGACAUGUGUACGUCGCGAAGACCCACGCGACUGGCAAGAAGGUCGCCAUCAAGGAGAUGGACCUGUCGAACCAGCCGCGCAAGGAGCUCAUCGUGAACGAGAUCCUGGUGAUGAAGGAGUCGCAGCACCCGAACAUCGUCAACUUCCUCGACGCGUACCUCAUCCGCAACAACGAGCUUUGGGUGGUCAUGGAGUACAUGGAGGGAGGUGCGCUCACGGACAUCAUUGAGAACAACACGCUCGAGGAGGACCAGAUCUCGAGCAUCUGCCUGGAGACGUGCAAGGGUCUUGGCCAUCUGCACAGCCAGUCAAUCAUUCACCGUGACAUCAAGUCGGAUAACGUUCUGCUGGAUGCUCAGGGCCACGUCAAGAUUACCGAUUUCGGUUUCUGCGCGAAGCUCACGGACCAGAAGUCGAAGCGCGCGACGAUGGUGGGAACCCCGUACUGGAUGGCGCCCGAGGUCGUCAAGCAAAAGGAGUACGGCGCGAAGGUCGACAUCUGGUCACUCGGUAUCAUGGCGAUCGAGAUGAUCGAGAAUGAGCCGCCGUACCUCGACGAGGAGCCGCUCAAGGCGCUCUACCUGAUCGCGACCAACGGCACGCCGACGCUGAAGAAGCCCGAGACGCUGUCGAAGGAACUCAAGGGUUUCCUGAGCGUGUGCUUGUGUGUAGACGUGAAGAGCCGUGCGACUGCGGAUGAGCUGCUGCAGCAUGACUUCUUAAAGAAGGCUUGUGCUAUGUCCGGGCUUGCGCCCCUGCUCCGCUUCAGGAAUAAGCAGGCAUCAUGA